AUGAACAUGCUCAUUAUUGUUUCUCAGUACUUUGCUUUCUGAGUGUGGAAAUUAGAGAUAAAUGGCGAAAUUGCCGGAGCAAGAGCAUCCCAAGAAGGCCUUUGGAUGGGCAGCCAGGGAUUCUUUGGGAGUCCUUUCGCCCUUCAAAUUCUCCAGAAGAGCAACCGGAGAGGAAGACGUUACGUUCAGAGUUCUUUAUUGCGGGGUGUGCCACUCGGACCUUCACAUGAACAAGAACGAAUGGGGCACGUCCAUCUACCCACUUGUCCCUGGGCACGAAAUGGUUGGAGAAGUGACAGAAGUAGGGAGCAAGGUGAAAAAAGUUAAAGUAGGAGACAAAGUGGGUGUGGGCUACGUGAUCGGUGCAUGCCAUUCCUGCGAGAAUUGUAACAACGACCUUGAAGUUUAUUGUCCCGACAUGAUCCUUACCUACAGUGCCGUUUACUACGACGGAACAGUCACAUAUGGAGGCUACUCAGACACAAUGGUAGCCAAUGAGCGCUACAUCAUUAGCUUCCCCGAAAACAUCCCACUUCACGCCAGCGCUCCACUACUUUGCGCCGGGAUCACAGUUUACAGUCCCCUGAAAUAUUAUGGUUUAGCCGAGCCGGGUAAGCAUGUUGGAGUUGUCGGCCUAGGUGGGCUUGGCCAUCUAGCCGUUAAAUUUGCAAAGGCUUUUGGAGUGAAAGUGACGGUAAUUAGCACCUCCAUUAGCAAAAAGGAUGAAGCUUUGGAACAUCUCGGUGCUGACUCAUUUUUGCUUAGCCAUGACCAAGAACAAGUUCAGGCAGCCAAGAAUACAAUGGAUGGUAUCAUUGAUACCGUAUCUGCUAUGCACCCCAUUUUGCCAUUAAUUGAUCUUUUGAAAACUCAUGGGAAGCUUGUUUUGCUGGGGGCACCAGAAAAGCCGCUUGAGCUACCCGUCUUUCCUCUGCUUGUAGGUAGGAAGAUGGUUGCCGGAAGUGCCACUGGAGGAAUGAAGGAGAUACAAGAAAUGGUAGAUUUUGCAGCAAAACAUAACAUCACGGCAGACACAGAGGUUAUUCCAAUGGAGUACGUGAACACGGCGAUGGAGCGCCUUGCUAAGGGUGAUGUCAGAUACCGAUUUGUCAUCGACGUUGGAAACACCUUGGCCGCUACCAUGCCUGAGGAGUAGCUUGGUUUCUUAAUUUUGUUGUACUGUUCCAAUAAAUUUGUUUAAUUGCUGUCUCCACUGGAGCCUUCUUUUUAUAAUAUAAUGCAUAUUUAAUAAAACAUAUAUGGACGGCCUUUUAUA
Alnus glutinosa is the source of this 1276-nucleotide messenger RNA. RefSeq names its product probable mannitol dehydrogenase. Gene Ontology annotation, biological process: lignin biosynthetic process. Lineage: Eukaryota; Viridiplantae; Streptophyta; Magnoliopsida; Fagales; Betulaceae. The transcript is spliced from 5 exons. The coding region runs from base 62 to 1156 and encodes 364 amino acids. The record is from RefSeq and is a predicted model, not a curated record. Gene Ontology annotation, molecular function: cinnamyl-alcohol dehydrogenase activity; zinc ion binding.